AUGGGUGAACUUGAGUAUGAUAUAGUUGUCCAUAGCAAUGAUGUCGUUGUGACAAUUUAUAGAAUAGACCAAGACGAGUACAGUCUUAUGGAUUUGGUAGUUGAUAUUCACAAAGCUAUGCUCCUAGCUUCAAAUGUAAAUAUGUUGAAUGAAAACAGGCUAGUUGAUAAUAUGGUUGCAGGUGGUGUAAAUGUAGAAUCUGAGGUUGGAAAUGUGGAAAUAUGUGUUGUAAAUGUUCCGUUUGAGGUUGGAAAUGUGGAAACUGAUGUGGGAGAUAAUAAUGAGGACAAUGUAUAUGGUUUCAGUUCUGAGGAUAAGGACUGGAGAGGCGAGGGUGAUGAUGUUCAUGAUUCUAGCAAUGACUGCCAAUAUGUUGGGCCAAUUAGCACAUGUGAACAAUGGGAUACAAAUAGUGGUGGUUUUUCAAAUUAUCAAUAUGGGGAUGAAGGUGGUAAUGUGGAAACAAGUGGUGUAAAUGUAGAAUCUAAGUUUGUAGUUGGAAAUGGGGAAACUCAUGUGGCAGAUAAUGAUAAGGAGGACAAUGUAUAUGGUUUUGGUUUUGAGCAUGAGGACUGGAGAGGCAAGGAUUAUGAUAUUCUUGAUUCUAGGAAUGAUUGCCAAUAUGUUGGGCCAAUUAGCACAUGUGAAGAAUGGGAUGCAAAUAAUGAUGGUUUCUCAAAUUAUCAAUCUGGGGAUGAAGGUGGUAUGAAUAGUAGUGAUUCUGACGAUGUAGAGAAUAUGAAUGGUGAUAGAAAGUGA
Molecule: messenger RNA, 759 nt
Organism: Ilex paraguariensis (yerba mate)
Lineage: Eukaryota; Viridiplantae; Streptophyta; Magnoliopsida; Aquifoliales; Aquifoliaceae
Source: the annotation of a GenBank genome assembly